This is a messenger RNA of Thamnophis elegans (Western terrestrial garter snake), 1599 nucleotides long. It is a transcript of the gene MFAP3L, whose product is annotated as microfibril associated protein 3 like. The record is from RefSeq and is a predicted model, not a curated record. Lineage: Eukaryota; Metazoa; Chordata; Lepidosauria; Squamata; Natricidae. The coding region runs from base 387 to 1523 and encodes 378 amino acids. The transcript is spliced from 3 exons.
ACUUGUGCAAGCGGAGUCCGGGGAGCUCAGGCUGCAGCUUUGCUGGGAGCGCGCGGAAGAAAGCGCAAGCCAGCAGGGACUGCGGCGGCAGCGGCAGAAACGCGAGUAAAGGGGUGCAACACCCCGAGGUCCCCGGGAAAGCAAAGUCCUCCUGCACCUGCUGGGGCUGCAAAAGCCUGGAAAUAGCUUCCAAAUUUGCCUAAGCGGCAGCUCUAAGGAAAACUGUGGACAAGAAGACUCAACGGCCAACGAAGCUGCCUCUCGGUCUAGAUUUUGUUUGCUUUUGAAAUUUGAUGGAUCAAAUUUGAUGGGCUACUGCAACCUGGUAUGUUUCCCAGUUCCAGGUCCACUAACUCUAAUUGGCAGAUAUAUUUGAACAGGCGAACAUGUUCAAGAGCCACCUUUUUAUGUACUACUGGACCAUCUUUCAUGUUUUCAAUUUAUUAGCAGUAUGGACAACUGCUGAAGAUGUCAUUAAUAGCACUUUAAAUCACACAGACCUGCUGGCAGGAUCUGUACCUAUGGUAAUCUACAGUCUUGACCAUAUUAUAGUCAAGGAAGGUUAUAGUGCCUUGAUUGACUGCAACGUUCAAGGUUAUCCAGAACCAGAGUACAAGUGGUACAGCUCAAAUGGCCAUUUGGUGAAAGAAGAUGGAGCAGGAAAAUGGAUUCUCAAUAGUGGGCAACUAAAUAUUACCAGUGUGUUAUUUGAAGAUCGAGGAAAAUACACAUGUGUUGCUGCUAACAUCUAUGGCAAAGUGAAUAAUACUGUCACCCUGAGGGUUGUAUUUACCGCUGGAGACAUGGGGAUCUACUACAUGAUUGUAUGUCUUGUAGCAUUUACCAUUGUUUUGAUCUUAAAUAUUACUAGACUCUGCAUGAUGAGUAGCCACUUGAAAAAGACUGAGAAAGCGAUCAAUGAUUUUUUUCGGACAGAAGGAGCUGAAAAACUUCAAAAAGCUUUUGAGAUUGCUAAGCGCAUCCCGAUAAUCACCUCAGCAAAAACUCUUGAGCUUGCCAAAGUAACCCAGUUUAAGACAAUGGAGUUUGCCCGCUACAUUGAGGAACUAGCUAGAAGUGUUCCCCUACCCCCUCUUAUAAUGAAUUGUAGGACUAUCAUGGAAGAAAUCGUGGACGUAGUCAGAUUAGAGGAACAAGGCCAUAAAUUUGUAAGGCAAUCAGCCGUGGGGCAAGGGAUCAUGGACCCUGAUGAAAUGUACGUGGUUUCCAGUCCCCUAAAGCGUAGUGAUUCUCUUGCCGCUGAUUCAGAUGCAUCUUCUUUGCAUGAACCACCACUCAAGAUUGCUAUAAAAGUCUCAGUUCAUCAGUUAACUAAGAAGGACUCUAUUGAUCACCUCACACACGAUAGUAUAGAUUUAGAAAUCAAAGAAGAGAAAGAAGUUGCUCAGGUACAGACGGAACCUAGUGACCUGGGCUUGGAACCUUCAACUGAACUCAGCUCAACUGAGACAAUUGUGGGAAGUGGCAAGGACACAUGUACUAUUUAUGAAACCCAUUUAUGAUCAUCUAUCAGCAAAUGUGUACUGAUAAAAAUAGUAUAAAAUGAAGUGGCAGAGUUGAUAAGCCUUAUUUGAACAC